UUGAAAGUUUUCAAAAUGAGCCACAAAAUUGCUGGUACUGGUCCUCAACAUGUUGCAGUCUUAGUAUUUCCAUUCACUUCUCAUCCCGCCUCUAUUCUCCGAUUUGUACGUUCCAUUUCAACUCUGGCCCCCGAUAUGCAGUUCACCUUCUUCAACAUAUCUAGAUCAAAUAGCUCCCUCUUCCUGGGUUCCUGCAACAUGGUAUUUGGUAAUAUAAAGCCUUACAACGUAUGGGAUGGUUUGCCAGAUGGCUACACACCCCCUUCAUCCGGAAAUCCUCUGCUUGAGCAAAUUAAGUUGUUCCUUGACAAUGCACUUGGUAGCUUCGAGAAGGCAAUCAAAGAGGUGGAGGCAGCAACAGGACACAAGUUCAACUGUUUGAUUUCGGAUGCACCUCUCUGGUUUGCCGGUGAUAUUGCCGAGAAAAUGCAUGUCACUUGGGUGCCCUUUUGGAUUUCUGGACAACGCUCGCUGCUUCUUCAUAUCGAGACUGAUCUAAUUAAAGAGAAACUGCAAGGACAAGAAGACAAAACUUUAGGCUUUCUCCCAGGAUUCUCAAAUGAAUUCCGAGCAUCGGACAUACAGAAGGAAAUUGCACUUGGAGAUGACGUAGAAUCGCCGCUUGGAAAGCUGCUGUAUAAAAUGGGACAGAAGCUGCCACAAGCAACUGUGGUUGUGAUCAACUCUUUUGAAACGAUAGACUUGAAAGUUACCGAGGAAUUGAAGAAACGACUCCAGAAAUUGCUCCUUGUAGGGCCACAACAUCUUAUGCGACCAGUACAAUCAGAAUAUGAUGAGGAGGAGGAGAAGGAGGGUGGCUGCUUGCAGUGGUUGGAUAAGCAGAAACCUGCUUCGGUAGCAUACAUCAGCUUUGGAAGUGUUGGGGCACUGCCUCCCAUGGAGGUAGGAGCAUUAGCUGAGGCAUUAGAGGAAGGUGGAUUCCCCUUCCUUUGGUCAUUCAGGGGAAAUCAAGAACACUUUCCACGAGGAUUUAUUGAAAGAACAAACAAGUUAUCUCUAGGAAAAGUACUUCCAUGGGUGAAGCAAGAGCGAAUUCUCAAUCAUAGCUCGGUUGGAGUGCAUGUAACACACUGCGGUUGGAACUCAGUUUUAGAGAGUAUAACUGGUGGUGUGCCUAUGAUUGGGAGGCCUUCCUUUGCUGAUCAAAAUCUACAUAUGCGGAGUGUAGAAAUUGUAUGGAAGAUCGGUGUGAGGAUUGAGGGAGGCGUUUUCAGUAAAACUGGAGCUGUCAAGGCAUUGGAACAAGCUUUAUCGCUUGAGCAAGGAAAAGAAAUGAGACAGAAAAUUGGAAUCCUCAAACAACUUGCUCAAGAGGCUGUUGCACUAAAGGGGCGUUCAGCUCAAGACUUGAAAGCUUUGGUAGAGAUCAUCACAUCUUCAAAUCUUGAUAACCAAGUGAACCCAGUUUGAUUCUCUUUGGUUGUAUCCUUGCUAUAUGUUCGUCUUCAUCAUAGACUGAUGGGUGAAAGAAUAACAAGCAGAUAGCAAGCUCAUGAUCUGAAAUAAAUAAGAACGGUAAUAAUUUAUGUUUAUGUACUGUCUACUGUUGUUCUAUAUCUAUGUUUUGCGAAUUACAAGCAGAGAUGUAGUUCGUUUGCCCUUCUCCGGCU
This is a messenger RNA of Argentina anserina (silverweed cinquefoil), 1631 nucleotides long. Its product is annotated as anthocyanidin 3-O-galactosyltransferase F3GT1-like. Gene Ontology annotation, molecular function: UDP-glycosyltransferase activity. The record is from RefSeq and is a predicted model, not a curated record. The coding region runs from base 16 to 1431 and encodes 471 amino acids. NCBI's taxonomy places the organism in Eukaryota, Viridiplantae, Streptophyta, Magnoliopsida, Rosales, Rosaceae. The transcript has 2 exons.